Scophthalmus maximus (turbot) is the source of this 3131-nucleotide messenger RNA. It is a transcript of the gene papss1, whose product is annotated as 3'-phosphoadenosine 5'-phosphosulfate synthase 1. Bases 206 to 2083 code for a protein of 625 amino acids. Gene Ontology annotation, biological process: 3'-phosphoadenosine 5'-phosphosulfate biosynthetic process; sulfate assimilation. The transcript is spliced from 12 exons. The record is from RefSeq and is a predicted model, not a curated record. Lineage: Eukaryota; Metazoa; Chordata; Actinopteri; Pleuronectiformes; Scophthalmidae. Gene Ontology annotation, molecular function: adenylylsulfate kinase activity; sulfate adenylyltransferase (ATP) activity; ATP binding.
CGCCGGUGACGAGUUUCCGGUUGUUGCGCCAGGCAGGCUCCGCGGCACCGGGCUCCUCCAUUGACCGGCGAUUCCGAUCUCUCAGCACACGGCGCCAGGAGUACACGUAGAGGCGAGCCGUCUGUCGUGUACGUGUCGGUUUGUUUUUAUUUUUUUCUAAAAAAAGAGCUAACCGCUUAAAUUAGCCGUCGACCGCGGACCAGACAUGGAGACGCACAGCAGCAACUCGAACAAGAAGCCGAAGCUGAACAACGCCCCUGAGAACUGGGGAAUGCAACGUGCAACCAAUGUCACCUAUCAAGCUCAUCAUGUGAGCCGAAACAAGCGCGGGCAGGUUGUGGGCACAAGAGGAGGGUUCAGAGGAUGCACUGUUUGGUUGAGUGGAUUGUCCGGUGCAGGGAAGACCACAGUGAGCAUGGCUCUGGAGGAUUACCUGGUGUGUCACGGCAUUCCCUGCUACACCCUUGACGGAGACAACAUCCGCCAAGGGCUGAACAGAAACCUGGGUUUCAGCCCAGGGGAUCGGGAAGAGAACAUCAGACGCAUUGCUGAGGUUGCCAGGCUUUUUGCUGAUGCCGGGCUGGUAUGCAUCGCCAGCUUCAUCUCUCCCUAUGGCAGGGAUCGCCUAAACGCAAGGAAGAUCCACGAAGCCGCAGGGCUGCCUUUCUUUGAGGUGUUUGUGGACGCUCCGCUGGAUGUAUGCGAGCAGAGGGACGUGAAGGGACUGUACAAGAAAGCUAGAGCGGGGGAAAUAAGAGGUUUCACUGGAAUAGACUCAGAGUACGAGAAACCAGAAGCUCCAGAGCUUGUGCUGAAGACCGACUCCUGCAGUGUGAAUGACUGCAUACAGCAGCUGAUUGACCUGCUCCAGCAGAAGGAUAUAGUUCCGGUUGAUGCGUCUUAUGAUGUGAAGGAGCUGUACGUUCAAGAGAACAAACUAGACCUGGCCAAGGCCGACGCAGAGACUCUGCCUGCUGUGCAGAUUGGCAAGCUGGACAUGCAGUGGGUGCAGGUGCUGGCUGAAGGCUGGGCCACGCCUCUGAACGGUUUCAUGAGGGAGAGAGAGUACUUACAGUGUCUUCAUUUUGACUGUCUGCUGGAUGGUGGUGUCAUCAAUCUGUCAGUACCCGUAGUGCUGCCGGUGUCUUCUUCAGACAAAGAGCGUUUAGAUGGCGUGACGGCUGUGGCCCUGGUCUACGAGGGCAGGCGAGUUGCCAUCCUUCGCAACCCUGAGUUUUACGAACACCGCAAAGAAGAGCGCUGUGCUCGCCAGUGGGGCACCACCUGCAAGGACCACCCCUACAUCAAGAUGGUGAUGGAGAGCGGGGACUGGCUGGUCGGCGGAGACCUGCAGGUUCUGGAGAGGAUCUACUGGAACGACGGUCUCGACCAGUACCGACUCACCCCCACUGAGCUCAAACAGAAGUUUAAGGAGAUGAAUGCAGACGCUGUAUUUGCCUUUCAGCUCCGCAACCCGGUCCACAAUGGCCACGCUCUCCUGAUGCAGGACACCCACAAGCGUCUCAUUGAGCGAGGCUACCGCCGGCCGGUGCUGCUGCUCCAUCCACUGGGAGGGUGGACCAAGGACGACGAUGUGCCGCUGCCAACACGAAUGAAGCAGCACGCUGCGGUGCUGGAGGAGGGCGUCCUGAAUCCAGACACCACCAUUGUUGCCAUCUUUCCUUCACCCAUGAUGUAUGCCGGGCCGACUGAGGUUCAGUGGCACUGCAGAGCUCGAAUGGUGGCUGGUGCCAACUUCUACAUCGUGGGCCGUGACCCCGCAGGCAUGCCCCACCCAGACACGGGAAAGGACCUGUACGAACCCACCCACGGCGCCAAGGUCCUCACCAUGGCCCCCGGCCUCAUCACCCUGGAGAUCGUACCCUUCAAGGUUGCUGCUUACAACAAGGUCAAGAGAGCGAUGGAUUUUUAUGACCCUGGAAACCACCAAGACUAUGAUUUCAUCUCGGGAACACGCAUGCGGAAGAUGGCUCGCGAGGGAGCGAAUCCUCCCGAUGGCUUCAUGGCGCCAAAGGCCUGGGACGUGCUGAAAGAAUACUAUAAGUCACUGGAAAAGGCCUGAAGGUUUGUGUCUCAGAAGAAACAAACAUGGGAACACGGUGGUUUCUACGGAUAUUUAACAUGGGGGAACUCGGGGACCACACGGCUACUGUCAAAAACCAAGCUCGGGCUUCUUGUCUGUCACUUCUACACUCAGCUCUCAGCCAUGAAAAAACUGAUCUCACUUGUUUUUAGUCUUAACACGUUUGUGUUUUAACCGCGUCGUUAACUAAACUAAAAACUAUGUCUUUAUAGUAGGUGUUUCGGUUUCUCACUAACUUUACGACUGUAUAUUCUGUUGACUGCUCGCAAAAAAUACUGUGUAAAAAGAUUUACAGGUGAACAUCUGUGAUGGCCCGUGUGGGUGAGUGCUGUUGAUCAGUACGAAAAUAGGAAUGAAUGUUGAGUGUUUGGAAAUGUCUAAAUUUAAAAAAACGCAACUGCAGCUGCACCUGCUUGAGUUCAUGGAAAAAAACUCACGACUGAACCUCAGACAAAUUGCCUUGUACGGUACGUUCGCAAGUGGCGGUGGCAAAAUGUGGUGUACACAAGUAUUUGAUGUAAAAGUUGUAAGAGUGCCUUGGUCUUUAGAAAGUGAUUUCACAUGAUGUCUUGUUUGAAUUAAGACACACACACACACACACACACACACACACACACACCUGCUUCUUAUCCCACUUUUAGCUUUACUGUAAUUGUCUGCAGCACAGAUCAGCAUGAAAUAUGUUUUUGUUGGGAAGUGUAACUCAAACCUAAACUUCUAGGAUCAUGUUUACCAUGUUUUUUCUUUCCCCCCCACCCAUUUUUAUUCUAUUUAUUCUGUCUCUAACUUUAAAGUCUCUACUUUUUAACUGUUGUUAAAUGUAGUCUUGGUGCUCUAAGCUUUUCUCUCAACAGUUUUUAUGUUUUCAUAAUUUGUUUAAUUCUUCUCUUGGGUUACUGAUAUUUUCCAUGUGGUAAUUCAUUUUUAGGAGUUGGCCUGUAUAAUCAGAUGGUUGAUGGUUACCAUCAAGGGAUCAGAUUUGUAAUCUUCCUUAUCCAAUAAACCAUUUUUUUUAGCAGAAAAAGAA